This is a messenger RNA of Parnassius mnemosyne (clouded apollo), 498 nucleotides long. NCBI's taxonomy places the organism in Eukaryota, Metazoa, Arthropoda, Insecta, Lepidoptera, Papilionidae. The record is from the annotation of a GenBank genome assembly.
AUGGCCUCGAACCGAGGAAUUCAGAUUGGAUCCGCGUGGUUUCAACGGAAGCUGAACUUAAGGCCGCAACAUCGGGGCGUACACCUUGUUACUGAGGAAAUCCUCAAGCAGGUGCCUGAACUCUCACAGUUCGCGGUCGGUCUGUGCCAUAUUCAAAUAAUGCAUACUUCGGCAAGUCUUGCACUCAACGAAAGUUGGGACCCUGAUGUCAGAGACGAUAUGGAAAUGAUGCUUAACAAAAUAGUCCCAGAAGGCUUGCCUUAUCGCCACUCAUGUGAAGGCCCUGAUGAUAUGCCAGCACAUGUGAAAGCAUGUUUCUUAGGCUCAUCCCUCACUAUACCAAUCACAGAUGGAAAGUUGAAUCUUGGUACAUGGCAAGGAGUAUGGCUGUGUGAACAUCGGAAUCAUGCUGGCAGUCGAAAGGUUGUGGUAACGCUGUCAGGGUGCCCAAGAGACUCGCCGCUGUCGCCGGUAUCCGCCGCUUCAUGCUCCAGUUAG